Molecule: messenger RNA, 2517 nt
Organism: Nerophis lumbriciformis (worm pipefish)
Lineage: Eukaryota; Metazoa; Chordata; Actinopteri; Syngnathiformes; Syngnathidae
Gene: ndufs1
Product: NADH:ubiquinone oxidoreductase core subunit S1
Biological process (GO): ATP synthesis coupled electron transport
Cellular component (GO): membrane
Molecular function (GO): NADH dehydrogenase (ubiquinone) activity; iron-sulfur cluster binding
Source: RefSeq, a predicted model, not a curated record
CUACUUUGAACGUGGUAUGUAAACGGAAGACGAAACUUCCGCUAGUUCCGCCAACUACGCCAUUGCCUCUGGAUUGCAGGAAUAAUACAAAUCACCGCUGUUCUGGUCCAGAAGGCCAAAUAGCGACAGAAUCAUGUUGCGCCUGCCUAAUGUUGGCCGAGCCCUAGCAGGAGCCACCAAGGGCAGCCUGGCUCCAUCUAACACCGUGCAUAUGUCUGUGCGUGCUGCAAGCAACAUGGUGGAAGUGUUUGUGGAUGGAAAACCAGUGGAGGUGGAGGCUGGCACUACUGUCCUACAGGCGUGUGAGAAAGUAGGAAUCCAGAUCCCAAGGUUUUGCUAUCACGAGCGCCUCUCUGUGGCUGGAAACUGCCGCAUGUGUCUUGUGGAGAUCGAGAAAGCCCCAAAGCCUGUGGCAGCAUGCGCCAUGCCUGUCAUGAAGGGCUGGAACAUCCUCACAAAUUCAGAAAAGACUCGCAAAGCAAGAGAGGGAGUGAUGGAGUUCCUGUUGGCCAACCACCCACUGGACUGCCCCAUUUGUGAUCAGGGAGGAGAAUGUGACUUGCAGGAUCAGUCCAUGCAGUUCGGUUCGGACCGCAGUCGUUUCACAGAGGGCAAGCGAGCAGUGGAAGACAAGAAUAUUGGGCCACUCAUCAAAACCAUCAUGACUCGUUGCAUUCAGUGCACACGCUGUGUUCGUUUUGCCAGUGAAAUUGCUGGAGUUGAAGACCUGGGCACGACAGGAAGAGGAAACAACCUUCAGAUCGGGACUUACGUGGAGAAGAUGUUCAUGUCUGAGCUGUCGGGGAAUGUCAUUGACAUCUGCCCGGUCGGCGCACUCACCUCCAAGCCAUACGCCUUCACUGCACGACCGUGGGAGACCAGGAAAACGGAGUCAAUUGACGUGCUGGACGCCGUGGGAAGUAACAUCUUGGUGAGCACGAGAGGCGGCGAGGUGAUGAGGGUCCUGCCCAGGCUGAAUGAAGAAAUCAAUGAAGAAUGGAUCUCGGACAAAACUAGGUUUGCUUAUGACGGCCUGAAGAGGCAGCGAUUGACUCAGCCAAUGGUGAAGGAUGAGUCAGGUCAGCUAACUCCGGCCACCUGGGAGGAUGCUCUGACUCGUGUUGCAGGAGCUCUGCAAGGUGUACAGGGCAGCGAAGUGGCCGCCAUUGCAGGAGGAUUGGCCGAUGCAGAAACUCUCAUCUCCCUUAAAGAUCUUCUCAACAGGCUCAACUCGGACAGCCUCUGCACCGAGGAGGUCUUCCCUAUGGCUGGAGCCGGCACUGAUCUGCGCUCCAACUACCUGUUGAACACGCGCAUCGCCGGCAUUGAGGACUCUGACCUGCUGCUGCUGGUCGGGACCAACCCACGCUAUGAAGCCCCGCUGUUCAACGCCAGAAUCCGCAAGAGCUGGCUCCACAAUGAGCUGCAGGUUGCCCUGGUGGGUCACAAUGUGGACCUGAGUUACACAUAUGACCAUCUUGGAGAGGAGACAUCUGUACUGAAAGAUCUGGCAAAUGGAACACAUCCCUUCUGCCAGGUCCUUGCAGCUGCGCAGCGUCCAGUGGUCAUAGUGGGCAGCAGCGCUCUACAGAGAGAAGACGGCGCUGCCAUUUUGAGUGCCGUUUCCACCAUCGCUCAGAAUGCCAGAACUAGCAGUGGAGUGGAGGAAGGUUGGAAAGUUCUCAAUGUCCUGCACAGAGUGGCCAGUCAGGUGGCGGCUCUGGACUUGGGCUACAAGGCCGGCGUGGACGCCAUCAGGACGAACCCACCCAAAGUCUUGUUCUUGCUGGGAGCCGAUAGUGGGUGCAUCACCCGAGCCGACCUUCCUAAAGACAGUCUCGUCAUCUACCAGGGUCACCAUGGUGAUGUCGGUGCAACAAUGGCGGACAUCAUCCUCCCUGGCGCAGCGUACACUGAAAAGAACGCUACUUACGUCAACACAGAGGGGAGGAGCCAGCAGACCCGAGUGGCUGUCACAGCACCCGGAAUGGCCCGGGAGGACUGGAAAGUCAUCCGAGCUAUAUCAGAGCUGGCAGGCAUAACGCUGCCCUAUGACUCCAUGGAUGAGGUUCGAUCCCGGCUGGCUGAGGUGUCUCCCAACCUGGUGCGCUAUGACGACGUGGAGGAGGCAAACUAUUUUAAGCAGGCAAACGAGCUCGCUCAGGGGUUAAAGCAAGACCUCAUCGCGGCUCCUCUCAUACCACCUCAGCUUUCGGUAAAAGACUUCUACAUGACAGAUUCAAUCAGCAGAGCCUCGCAAACGAUGGCCAAGUGUGUGAAAGCCUCCACAGAGGGAGCUGCUGCUGUGGACGAGCCCUCCAUUUGUUAAACGCCAACACUAGUCCAUAAACUCUUAAGUGUACUGGAAAGAUCCACACUUCUUUAAACUCAGUGUUGCGCCUUUUUAAUUUAAACGUGUCCUUGUUGUAGCCACUUUCAUGGUUUUCACUCCUGGUAAUAAGCUCUGUUGGAGGAAACAUUAGCUUUGAAAAUGAAUAAAAUAUUAUCUGAACUGUA